Messenger RNA from Schizophyllum commune H4-8, 699 nucleotides. RefSeq names its product putative cyclase. The coding region runs from base 1 to 699 and encodes 232 amino acids. The transcript has a single exon. Gene Ontology annotation, molecular function: arylformamidase activity. The record is from RefSeq and is a predicted model, not a curated record. Lineage: Eukaryota; Fungi; Basidiomycota; Agaricomycetes; Agaricales; Schizophyllaceae.
AUGGCCCCAUCGAGGAUCAUCGAUCUUUCCUAUCCUCUCGGCUCCUCUCUUCAGAUUUACCCAGGAGACCCGCCAUUCGUAUGCCGUCCCAUGUGCACUGUCGCCGCGGACGGCUACAGUGUGUGCGCCCUGUCCUUGGGAUCGCACACCGGCACGCAUCUGGACGCCCCGGCGCACUUCAUCGCUGAUGGAGCGACCAUCUCUGACCUCCCGCUCGACCGCCUCAUCGGGCCCGCCUUGGUCCUUCGCUUCGCCGAUCUCCAACCGCGCGAGAAAAUCACCUGGGAGCGGCACUUUGCUCAGAGUUCAGAGCUGCUUGCCGAGCAUGCUCGAUCCAUCGGCAUCGUGUUGAUUCAUACUGGCUGGGCGCACCAUUGGGGAACGCCAGCGUACUUCGAUAGCCCAUUUUUAGCGGGCGAGGCAGCGAAGCGGCUCGUGGAACUCGGCGUACGGGUAGUUGGAAUCGACACCAUGAGCCCCGACGAAGUGCCUGCGCCUGGCGGACCGGAGGAGACAGCGGGCGGGUACGCAGCGCACGAAACGCUCCUAGGCGCAGGCGUGGUCAUUGUGGAGAAUCUGCGGAAUCUGGACGAAGUGGAGAGUGGUAUGGUGGUUAGCCUCGCUCCUCUGCACUUGGAGGGAUGCGACGGCGCGCCUGUCAGGGCGUACGCCGUAGUGGAAACACCAGUCAGCAAGUAG